CACUUUAAACGGCUAAGACACUGCUUUAAGAAAACAAACACAUACGCGUUACUCUCAAAAUCUCUAUAUAUUCAGUUCAAAGAUUUUUAGAAACUUAACACAAAAUUCAAUUAUCAUACUCGUCACUGUUCUUAUCACAACACCUCAUAACCAAUUUCCAACAACUUAACUCUGUUUCUCCUCUUUCUUAGAUUCCUCUGAAGUCAAAUUCUGGUUUUAUUGAUCAUUUCAUUCAUUGAAUCAAGAUGGCCAUAAAGACAAUUGAAUUGUUGAAAGGUUGUGGAUCCCAAGAAGAAUUAAUGGAAGUGAUUACUGCUGUGGCUUCAGAUUUAGGAGAUGUAAUUGAUGAUGUGAACACUUUGCAAGUGAUUCCAUUGAAAGGUGCAAUGACUAAUGAAGUUUUUCAGAUAAAUUGGCCAACAAAAAAUGAUGGUGAUCUCAGAAAGGUUCUUGUUCGAUUAUAUGGUGAAGGUGUUGAAGUUUUCUUUGAUAGGGAUGAAGAAAUUCGAACUUUUGAGUGUAUCUCAAAGCAUGGUCAAGGUCCACGUCUUCUUGCUCGUUUCACUACUGGUCGUGUUGAGGAGUUUAUUCAUGCCAGAACUCUAUCAGCUUCCGACCUCCGUGACCCCGAAAUAUCAUCUUUGAUAGCAUCUAAGAUGAGAGAAUUCCAUAAGCUUCAUAUGCCUGGUACAAAGAAGGCUCAUAUUUGGCAGAGAAUGAGGAAAUGGGUUGGUGAAGCCAAAAGUUUAUGCUCCCCAAAGGAGACAAAAAAUUUUGGAUUGGACAAUCUUGAUGAAGAAAUAAGUAUCCUCGAGAAGGAGUUAUCCGAAGGAUAUCAAGAGAUUGGUUUUUGUCACAAUGAUUUACAAUAUGGUAACAUUAUGAUGGAUGAAGAGACUAGAUCAAUCACUCUAAUUGACUACGAAUAUGCGAGUUACAAUCCUAUUGCAUAUGACCUGGCAAAUCAUUUCUGUGAAAUGGCCGCGGAUUACCAUAGCGAUACACCGCAUGUUCUUGACUAUAGUAAAUAUCCUGAACUCGAGGAGCGUCAAAGGUUUAUUCGCGCCUAUCUGGGUUCUGAAGGCAAGAAACCAAGUAAUGCUAAGGUGAAUCAGUUAGUGAUUGCGGUUGAAAAAUACACUCUUGCAAACCAUCUCUUUUGGGGCUUAUGGGGACUUAUUUCGAGUUACGUGAAUACAAUCGACUUUGAUUACAAAGAAUAUGCAAGGCAGAGGUUUCAGCAGUACCGGCUAACGAAGCCUACUUUAUUGGACUCACCAAGCAUCGUUUCCCAAAACGAAACUGUGAAUGGUUCACUACCACUAGCAUCAUGUGUGUGAUUGUCGUAAUUUUCUAUCAGGAACGCUAUGUCAGUUAUGCUAGCUCCUCAUUUUUUAGUGAAGUUAGUUAUGUGUUUAUUAUAAUAAAAUCUGAAGGCAAACUGUAUCUGUAAAGUGUAAAUAAUAUAUUGUCACUAACUAUGUGCAUUGAGUUUCUGACAAUUUUAGCUUAAAGUUUCUUAUCAACCCCUCACUUUUGGGAUUGAAGAAAAUUAGAAUUGGUGUGUUUUUUGUUUUUCGUGUAAUAAAGUCUCGUGUUCAUGUCUUAUGAAUGAUAAAUUAGGCGUUGAGUUAACCCUUUUUAUGCACGGAUUCACUUCAGAUUAGUCA
Trifolium pratense (red clover) is the source of this 1670-nucleotide messenger RNA. RefSeq names its product probable choline kinase 2. Gene Ontology annotation, molecular function: choline kinase activity; ethanolamine kinase activity. The record is from RefSeq and is a predicted model, not a curated record. NCBI's taxonomy places the organism in Eukaryota, Viridiplantae, Streptophyta, Magnoliopsida, Fabales, Fabaceae. Bases 246 to 1340 code for a protein of 364 amino acids. The transcript has 8 exons. Gene Ontology annotation, biological process: phosphatidylcholine biosynthetic process; phosphatidylethanolamine biosynthetic process. Gene Ontology annotation, cellular component: cytoplasm.